Molecule: messenger RNA, 5376 nt
Organism: Alligator mississippiensis (American alligator)
Lineage: Eukaryota; Metazoa; Chordata; Crocodylia; Alligatoridae
Product: peroxisomal acyl-coenzyme A oxidase 3
Exons: 18
Coding region: 16-2256 (746 amino acids)
Biological process (GO): fatty acid beta-oxidation using acyl-CoA oxidase; lipid homeostasis
Cellular component (GO): peroxisome
Molecular function (GO): fatty acid binding; pristanoyl-CoA oxidase activity; FAD binding
Source: RefSeq, a predicted model, not a curated record
UCCCCGGCCACCGCCAUGGCCCGGCCUGGCCCCGCCCCCUCACGUCUAUUUCCGGGGCGGGGCGUCGCCGUUUCCCCUAGCACUUCCUGCAGCUGCCGCCGUCGCCGGGCAGAAGUGCUUAGCUUGAAAAUGGCAACCACCACUGACCUGAAGGAAGCUAGUGGUACCCAAAACUCUGGGGACAUUUUGCUGCCAGACUUCCCUAAGGGACCACUUUGUGUGUACCGCAAGAAGGCUUCCUUCAACUGGAAAGAGAUGGCAGUGUUUUUAGAGGGAAAAGAACUCCUCCAAUAUAAGAAUGGAAUCUUCUCUACUUUGGAAAAUGAUCCACUCUUUGCUCGUCAUCAUGGAGAAGAUAUAACCCAAGAGAAACUUCGUGAGCUGACAUUCCUGCGUUGCAAGAAGCUCUUUGAAUAUGAGUUUGUAAAUAUGGAAGAUCUCAUAGUGAAUCCAUUAAAACUUAUGAUAUUGUUACAGUGCCUUGGGAUGUAUGAUUGGUCUGUCUGUCUCAAAUACCUCUUAAAUCACCAAAAUUUCAAGAAUAUGAUCGAAAGUGCUGGAUCUGAGAGGCAUAAGGAAUUGGUGAGACAAGUCGAUAAUAUGGAGAUUUUUGGAUGUUUUGCUCUGACUGAACUUAGCCAUGGAACCAAUACAAAGGCUAUCCGGACAACUGCCCGAUAUGACCCCAGUACUCAGGAAUUUGUCAUCAACACUCCAGAUUUUGAAGCUGCCAAGUUUUGGAUUGGUAACAUGGGAAAAAAUGCUACUCAUGCAGUUGUGUAUGCCCAGCUCUAUACUUCUGAUGGAAAAUGCCAUGGAUUGCAUACUUUUGUUGUACAGAUUCGAGAUACAAAAACAUUGCUGCCAAUGCCUGGAGUGAUGGUAGGUGACAUAGGAAAGAAACUUGGGCAGAAUGGUUUGGAUAAUGGAUUUGCCAUGUUUCACAAGGUCAGGAUACCUAAAGAAAACUUACUGAAUAAUACUGGAGAUGUCACAGAGGAGGGAGUAUACACAAGCUCAUUUAAGGAUCUCAAACAUCGUCUUGGUGCCUCUCUUGGGUCUUUAUCCGUUGGCAGAAUUUGUAUAGUACAAAUGUCUGUUGCUAAUUUAAAGCUCGCUUUAUCGAUAGCUAUUCGUUUCUCUGCAACACGCCAUCAAUUUGGGCCAACAGAUGGUGAAGAAAUACCAGUCCUUGAAUACCAAAUGCAGCAAUGGCGCCUUCUUCCCUAUCUGGCAGCUAGCUAUGCCUUAGACCAUUUUGUCAAGACUUUGUUCAUGAACUUUGUAGAAUUUAAAAUAGGUGUUGUGAUGAAGGAAAAGAGCCUAAGACAGGCUGAACUUGGACGUGAACUUCAUGCUUUGGCUGCUGCUGGCAAACCACUGGCCUCCUGGACUGCACAGCAGGCAGCCCAGGAGUGUCGAGAAGCUUGUGGAGGACAUGGCUACCUAUCCAUAAAUCGUCUAGGUGAUAUCCGCAAUGAGAAUGAUCCAAACUGCACAUACGAAGGAGACAAUAAUGUCCUGCUUCAGCAAACUAGCAACUACUUGUUGAGUUGGGUGACUGUGAAACACCAAGAUAAAGCACCUAUUGAAUCCCCUUUUGGAACAGUAAACUUUUUGGAAGAUUACCAUUAUAUUCUGAGCCAAAAAUUUACAGCCUCUAGUGCUGAAGAUUGCAUGAACUCUUCAGUUCCUUUAGCAGCCUACAAAUGGCUGGUGUGUUACCUACUCCAAGAAAGUGACCUAAAGUUGAACCAGAAGAAACAGUCUGGAUGUAGUGAUUUUGAGGCGAGAAACAACAGCCAGGUAUACUACUGUCGUUCAUUAGCUAUAGCUUUUAUUGAGCAUACAGUCUUACAAAGAUACCAUGAUUACACUCAUGAUCCCACCACACCAUCUACUCUCCAGCCUGUACUAAAGCAACUCAGUGCUCUCUAUGGACUAUGGUCUUUAAGUAAACAUAUGGCUGUGCUCUAUCAAGGUGGAUAUAUUUCAGGUGAACAACCUAGUAGGUUCAUCCAAAAUGCUAUUCUGGAACUUUGCUCCAAGUUGAAAGAUGAUGCUGUUGCCUUGGUUGAUGUCAUUGCUCCUCCUGACUUCAUUCUGAACUCACCCAUUGGCAGAUCUGAUGGAGAGCUAUAUAAAAAUCUCUGGAAUGCAGUCUUGCAAGGCAGUGAAGUCCUGCAGAGACCAUCAUGGUGGGCAGAAUUUUGUACCAAUAAGCCCAAUGUAGGCAGGCUGAGAUCAAGACUAUAAUUCAAAUAAGCUGUUAAAAUGGCCUAAGAAGGGAUAACCUAAAUGAAACAUUUCAAAGGGUUGCAAAUGAAGGUUUUCAUACUAAGAUGUCAAGAACUGGAACAACUUUGAAAUCAAAUCCAGCCUGGUUGUUUCAAGGACUGUUGACAUCAUAAUGGCAAGAUUAUUUCAGCACUUCCUAUUAGUUUUGCUAUUAACCAGUCAAAAAUCUCCAUUAAUAUUAUUUGCUUAUCACAGCUUUAACAUAUAUGUUCAAUAAGUGAAAAUUAAAUAUUACUUCUGUCAUCGUUACUCAUCAGAAUCUUCCAGUUCUGUAAAUAUUGGCAUGCUGAAGACUUUGACCAUCCAAAUAAUUGUCCUACUUCGAGCCAUAAAUGCAUGUUUCUCAACCAGGGCACUGUAAGAUUCUCUUAAGGGUGGCACAGGGCACCACACAAUGUUACUCUUACUUUUACUGAAUUCUUUGCAACAGAAGAAUUGCUCUUACCGUAUUUACCAAAAUCCAAGAUGACGCCCAAUAACUAGAUUCUGUACAGUAUGUGGAAAAUUUAUAAACUUAUCAUAAUGUUCAACAUCUAGAAUCCAGUUAUUGGAAAGUCAUCUUCAGUUCAUCUCCCACCACUACAGUUGCGCAAGCAGUGGUAGGGGGCAGGUAAGAGAGAAGUCAAGUGUCUCACCCCUGCUUCUUGACUCCACCCCCUUCACCUUGUCCCCCCUGCUGCCUUUUCCCACCACCACUUGUCCCCCCCUGCUGAUUUCCCCAUCCCCAGUGCCUAUGUACUCUGGUGCUUGCCCCCCUGCCAACAUCUGCUCUUCCUGCUGUUUUCUCUCCAUGUCUGUGCCCCCAUGUUACCAACCCCCCCCCGAAGUGCUUGCACCCAUUAACAGUUGACACCCCCCCCACCACUUGCCCUCUUUCCACCUCCCCACUUCCACCACUGCCUUUGCAACUUUUCCCUCUGCUGCUGCUUCUAUCCCUUCCCCAGCUCCAGCCUUGCUCUAGCCCAGGACUUGGAGCACACAGUCACUCUGGCCCCUGCCCAGCCAUACAACAAUGGUUGCAGCAGCACCAGCUCUGACCCUGGAGGAAGAGGCUGUGGGGGAAGAUGUGAUUGUGUGUUGGGGGACAGUUGGGAAGCAGCUGCAGCUUCAACCCCAAGGCUGGAGUUGGAGCAACAACAGCUGCCUGACCCUCUACUCUGUGUGUAAGAGGGAAGGCAAAAGGCCCCCCAGUAUAUCCCAAACCCUUGUCCGACAUGCCCCGAUACUCCCCGUAGGAGCCAGGAUGAGCAGCAGCCAAAAGGAAACGCCGAUGCAGGCUCAGCAGUUCUGCAGCUGCCUGAGCCUGCAUAUCAGCGAACAGUGGGGGUGUGGCUCCUGAUAAGUGUGGGCUGCUCAAAAGGCAGCCGGAGAUCCAGCUGUGCCGGGCAGCGGGGAGUGGAACCCUGGCCGAGAGAUGCCGGCUGCAGAACCACAAUGCUCAAACCCUGGAUGCCAGAGGAAGGAGCCGGGAGCCUGCCAAAGGACCCAGUCAGGCAAGGCAGAGAGCAGCCUUGGGAGCUGACAGGGACAAGGGAGCCCCAACAGGGAGCAGCAGCCUUAUGGGAUGCUGCAGGAGAACAGUAGGGCUCCAACUGGGAGCUCAGACGCCGUGGCCAGGGACAGCCCCUCAAGACCACAGACAUCCUUUGGCAGCCCUGCACAAGCAGAGCACGGGGGAUCGCAGACCCCCGGGAAGGGGAAGUAAACGAUUCUGGCUGACUGGUGGGACCAGGACAGCUUGACCACAGAUCAGACGGACCCCAUGGAGGUCAUGCUGGAAGAACCAGCAGAGGCUGGGCACAGGGUGGUUGCCUGUCCCCAUGCCUACUAGGAUACAAGGGACGGGCGAGUCCCCCAAGGAACCAAGGGCCCAGACGCCAGUCAUUUUUCAGUUAAGUUUUCUUCAGUUACAGUCUAGCUUCGGAUGGGGCAGGUUUAAUUGCCCAGGGUGAGGGGAGCUGACCCUAAGAUGAGGGAUGGACCCGGAAAGACUGACAGCCAGGCAGACCCAACCCUUUUGAAGCGAGCAGUGUGGAUGAGGUGAAAUCAUCCAGGGGAAUACCUGCGGUGAGCAGUAUCUACCCAGGCCAAGGACGUGGUAAGAGUGGGGUAAAGGGAAGGUUUGAAGCCUCAUGAAGACAGCCCAGGUCCGAGAGCCCCUUGGGCUACCUACAGGGAACUGCCUCCCCAACAAUGAACAUCAAAGAUGUGGCAGGAAAGAACGGGCAGCACCCAAAACAUCUAGGUGGCAUCAAAACCUGAUCUUACCCUGACAUAGCUGGGGGGCAAGGCACCGAUCAAAAGGGGCCUACAACACCCAUAACACCUACAAGCAACACUACUUUAAAACAAGGAGCUUCCCCACAUCCUGUAUUAGAUGGGGGAAAAAACUCAUCUUGGUUUCAAGUAAAUGUGGUAUUUUUCUAAAGUCCAAAAGUCAAAAAAUGAGUGAAAGCUAAGAGCUGGUAUUUUCCAAGGGGUGUCACGAGUCUAACAAGGGGUGUUUCGAGUCUAAUAAGGUUAACAACCACUAACAGACAACUAGACCACCAUAAACUUACCAAGCUUGUGGAGGAAACAAAGGAGAAGGUAAAAAAAAGGAGGAGAAGAUCACUAUUAGGGGUAAACUAUUAUAACAUCAUUGUUGCUAACUAAAGUGGCCCUUUUGAGGCCCAUGAAGCUACUCUGAUUUAUGCUAUUUUGUUCACAGUGUUUAAUGUAUGUGAUUGUUCUUUCAGUGCAAAUGAAGUAAUACGUUGUUUUUCAUUUUGAGAUUUUGAUUGAUCCUUCCUUUAAGUUUUAUGUCUCCCUGCAACUACAGUUAAUUCAAAGCAUCUUGUUCACUUGUGUGAUGAAUGCCCACUCACACUUGAAACUAUUGUAUAUUUUCAUUAGCGAUUAUAAUGGUAUUGCCACCUUCUCACCUCCCCCCAGUACUGUUUCAGCUUUUAAGUUGAAUAAGCCAAAAUCUGACCUGAUGUACUUCAGUGUCUGUUGAAACUGUGCCUCUUGCUUCAGAUCUGAUUGGGCAACUAACUGGUCAAUAGAUUUUUAUAAAUAAACAGUGUUUUAUGGUGA